Molecule: messenger RNA, 913 nt
Organism: Leucoraja erinaceus (little skate)
Lineage: Eukaryota; Metazoa; Chordata; Chondrichthyes; Rajiformes; Rajidae
Product: putative adhesion G protein-coupled receptor E4P
Exons: 5
Coding region: 38-799 (253 amino acids)
Biological process (GO): adenylate cyclase-activating G protein-coupled receptor signaling pathway; cell surface receptor signaling pathway
Cellular component (GO): membrane
Molecular function (GO): G protein-coupled receptor activity
Source: RefSeq, a predicted model, not a curated record
CGUGCAGUGCGUCAGCUUGCCGCUGGGUGAGGAGGGGAUGGACUGGAGCCGGCGGGGGUGUGAGGUGGUCACCGCGGGCAGGGACCGCACCACCUGCCGGUGCCAAUACCUGGCCAGCUUCGCCAUCCUGGCAUCACCAGCCCCUGUACAGGACCACGUUGCUCUCCACAUUAUCACGGUGGUCGGGGUGAGUGUGUCGCUCGUGGGGCUGGCAAUGGCCAUCGCCACCUUCGCCCUGUGCCGCUCGGUGCCACGGGAGACCCGGGUCAUGCACGCCAACCUCUGCCUCAGCCUCUUCCUGGCACAGCUCCUCUUUGUCACCGGCAUCAACAGCACGUCCCAUCAGGUUGUGUGUGCGCUGAUUGCUGCCUCCCUACACUACCUCUUCCUGGCUGCCUUUGCCUGGAUGUUCCUGGAGGGGCUGCAGCUCUUCCUGGUCACCAGGGAGCUGGGCAGGUUGAAGGUGCCAGGCGCGGGCACCCUGGGCAUCGGACGCCUCUACCUGCUGGGGUAUCUGCCGCCGGCACUGGUGGUGGGUAUCAGUGCUGCGGUACACCACCGUGGCUACGGAUCACCACGACACUGCUGGCUGCAACUGGAGGGAGGAUUCAUCUGGAGUUUCCUGGGACCCGUCUGCAUCAUAAUCCUGAUUAACCUCUACUUCUUCGUAGCCACGCUCUGGGCUCUGCAGAAACAGCUGGCCACCCUGAAUGCAGAUGUGUCCAUGAUCAAGAACAGAUGGUCAGUCACACUCAUUGCAUCUCUCCUCCUGCUGGCUACAAUGCUCCUUCUUCUGUAAGAUGUGUCUUCUGACAACUUCUUCCCAAUUCCCUGUCCUUUCCCCCUUGCCUGGGACAACUCUGAUGGUCCCAGAUACUACCUGGGGCUUUGCUCUCCUCACUAGCCAGAUGUU